Molecule: messenger RNA, 3491 nt
Organism: Ziziphus jujuba (common jujube)
Lineage: Eukaryota; Viridiplantae; Streptophyta; Magnoliopsida; Rosales; Rhamnaceae
Product: probable leucine-rich repeat receptor-like protein kinase At1g35710
Exons: 2
Coding region: 381-3275 (964 amino acids)
Biological process (GO): protein phosphorylation
Molecular function (GO): protein kinase activity; protein binding; ATP binding
Source: RefSeq, a predicted model, not a curated record
AAAAAAUAAAUAAAUUACAAAAUAAAGCUUUGGAAAAAAGACAAUGUGAAACCGCGUGGCCACUUUGAUAUGGAGUCAUGUACUAGUCUUCCAUUGCUGUAUAUCUAUAUCAAUCAUGCCGACAUAAAGUUAGUAUACAUAACUGUAAAACUAUACCAGCAUUCAAGUCCAAUGAACUAACUGUCUGGGGUUCCUAUAAAUCACACGCACAACACACCCUCAAUUAAGAUAGGAAUCAUUCUGAAAGAUUACUAAGUCAUCCAAUGUCCGAUAAAGUUUAGCAACAGAGGUGUAUAUAUAUAUAUAUAUAUAUAUAGGUAUAGAUAUGAAUUAUUGGCAUAGAAUUGCUUUGAACUAGCAACACACCCCAGACCAUACAUAUGGCACCUUCCAUUUUCAUUUACACUGUGACUGCCUUCUUGGCUUUCCUUGUUCUGUUCAGCUAUGCUGCAGAGUCCCCUGAAAAACUAGCUCUGCUCGAAUCUGGAUGGUGGAGUUCUGAAUAUCUAAACUCCACCACCACAACUCCAUGCAACUUGACAGGUAUUACCUGCAAUGCUGCUGGAAGCAUUACUCAUAUUUCUAUCCAUCACCGUUCUCUAAACAAUAAGAAGCUUGGGAGAUUUCUCAACUCUUCUUCGUUCCCGAAUUUAGUCGGUCUUGAUCUUGGUCAUUCCGGACUCAUUGGGAGUAUCCCACCAGAGAUUGCUACUCUGUCAAACCUCACCCACCUUGUCCUCUAUCGUAAUCGUCUUACUGGCGAGUUGCCUCCUUCACUAGCAAACCUCUCCCAACUGGUCCGGAUUGAUCUUUCCUUCAAUUACCUCCACGGUACCAUUCCUCCAGAUUUGAGCAAUUUGAAGAAUCUUUUUGUCCUAAAUUUGACCUACAACAACUUCUUUGGUAAAAUCCCUCCAUCACUUGGUCUUUUAACCAACCUCACUCAUUUGGGUUUUGCUGUCAAUCACAUCACUGGUGAGUUACCUCUUCCACUCACAAACCUCACCAAUUUGAUGGAGUUUGAUGCUUACUAUAAUCAAAUCAAUGGUACAAUCCCAGUUGAAAUAGGAAAGCUGAAAAAUCUUGUUGCCUUCUAUAUAGACAACAACAUUCUCAGUGGUCCAAUUCCUUCUAGUGUUGGUCAGCUUACCAAACUGCAAUUUCUUGCACUUUACUCAAACCAUCUCAGUGGUUCACUUCCUCCAGAGAUAGGGAACUUGACCAACCUUUUGUAUUUAGACCUUGAUAAUAAUAAGCUCAUAGGACAACUACCUCCAACUCUAGGUCGAUUAACCAGUUUGUACUUUCUGUAUGUCAAUUCCAACCAAAUAAAUGGAUCUAUCCCUCCAUCACUUGGAGAGCUUGAGAGUCUCUUUCUUCUCUUCUUGAAUGGCAACAUGCUCAGUGGACCUCUCCCACCGGCUAUGGGUAAUUUAUCAAAGUUGACAGAGCUUCAUCUUGAGUCUAACAAGAUUAACGGAUCCAUUCCUCCAGAGAUUGGAAAUCUCAAGAAUCUGGAAAUAUUGGGACUGGAGAACAACCAAUUAAGUGGUGAAAUACCUUCUUUUAUUUGUGAUUUAACCAACUUAAUACAUGUCCACCUCCGUUUGAACAUGCUAAGGGGUACAUUGCCCUUCAGAAUAGGGAACUUGAAGAACCUGACAAGUUUGCAGCUUGGUUCUAACAACCUCACGGGUACAAUUGUUCCUUCUUUGGGUGGUCUUGAGAGUAUAGAAGAUAUUGAUCUGUCGGGGAACAAUUUCAAUGGAAGCAUCCCUAUUGAGAUAUUUUCCCUUUCUACUCUUACUUCUCUGGACCUCAGUCACAAUUCGAUUUCCGGUGAAUUGCCUUCUCAACUUGGCAACCUCACAAGCUUGACCAACUUGAACCUUGCCCAUAACUCAAUUGUUGGAGAAAUACCUUCUCAACUUGCCAACCUCACAAGCUUGACUGCCUUGAAUCUUGCCUAUAACAGUCUCAGUGGUAGCAUCCCCUCUUCUAUCCUGCUUCAAUUCAAGAACAAAUCACUCAAUCUUGAUGGCAACGAAGAUUUAUGUGGUAACCUGUCAGGAGGAUGUCAUCAUUCUAUCCCACCAAGUAGUCAUCAGGAGGAUGUCAUCAUCAACAAAGUUGGAGGCAGCUCCAACUCCAAGAAAAUGGAAAGCAUAAUUCUUCCCAUCUCAGUUGGCUUUGUCAUGUUUUUCCUCGUUCUCAUAUUGGCCAGGUUCUACAAAUGUGGGAACAAGGAUAAAGAGCGUCAGUCAUCAGUUGAUGAGAUAACUACAACAAAGACUGGAGAUAUAUUUUCAAUAUGGAAUUAUGAUGGGAACAUAGCAUACGAAGACAUCAUACAAGCAACCGAAGAUUUUGACAUCCGGUAUUGCAUUGGCACGGGUGGUUAUGGAAGUGUCUAUAAAGCACAACUUCCUAAUGGCAGAGUGGUUGCUUUGAAAAAACUUCACACUUCAGAAAUUGAAGAGCCUUCUUUGAUAAAGAGUUUCACCAACGAGGUGAAAACAUUGACGAAAAUAAGGCAUCGAAACAUUGUAAAACUCCAUGGUUUUUGUUUGCAUAAAAAGUGCAUGUUUUUGAUUUACGAAUACAUGGAAAAGGGGAGCUUAUUUUGUGUCUUGAACAAUGAUGCGGAGGCUGUUGAUUUGGAUUGGAGUAAGAGGGUGAACAUUAUCAAAGGCAUAGUGCAUGCCUUGUGUUACAUGCACCAUAGUUGCACUCCACAGAUCAUUCAUCGUGAUGUAACCAGCAGUAAUAUCCUACUCAACUCAGAACUUGAGGCUGUUGUCGCUGAUUUUGGCAUAGCAAGACUCUUUGAUCCGAAUUCGUCCACUCAAAGUAGCAUACUUGCUGGUACUUAUGGUUAUAUUGCUCCAGAAUUUGCAUAUACUACGACUAUAUCAGAAAAAUGUGAUGUGUAUAGCUUUGGAGUGGUAGCACUUGAAACAUUAAUGGGAAAGCAUCCAAAAGAACUAUUAUCGUCGUUAUCAUCAUCUUCUACGCAAAGUCUAGUGCUAGUCGAAAUUUUAGACAAACGCUUAGCAGCCCCAAAAAGUGAAUUGGAUGUGGAAAGUAUUAUUCUGGUUGCCACAAUUGCAUUUGAGUGCUUAGAUGCUAAUCCAAGGCGACGUCCAACUAUGGAACGUGUUUCUCAACAAUUCCUUUCUUGCAGUACUACACCAAUAUUGGCCGAUCAUUGUUUUCAUGAAAUUUCAAUCGGCCACUUGAUGAAGGUUCCACAAGUCUACAAUACAGAUGCUUAAAUUUACUACUGUAUUGUCAUCAUGACACUUAUCUACCUCAUGCAAAUGUUUUCAUUAUAAUAUAUAUAAUAAUAUAGGGGGUGUGGUCCAUGUAUAUAUUACUGGAUUUAACAAAGUUAUUUGUCAAAUCUAAUGGUUAUACAUGUGGAAUCGGCCUCCUAUAUGUGUGUACAAAAUUGUCAUCGAUUUUGAAAUAUUAGUCCUAAUUUGCUCGUA